UCUACCAAUACGCUUAAAAUAAUAAGAAGUAGUAAAUAUUAUUACCCCUCGAGUGUUCAUAUUGUUAUCAAAUUUUUGUCAUCGAAUUUAUGUUUGUACAAUACAAAGCCAAACACAAUGCAUGUGACUUUUCGCCUUGUUCAAGUGGGAUUGGUGAUGCUGACUGUCAUAAUUUCAUUCCAAGUCGUAUACCAGGAAUACUUGGAGAACAAUUCUGUCGGCAAAAUCUCUAACCUAAAAUUCGAGUUUCCACCGCCAAGUAUGUUGAGAUCAGUCUCGUUCAACAAGGUCGGAAACGUAACCAACGUCGAACCAUUCACACAAUUUAAAUCAAAGAGUUGCCUGUUCCUAGUAGCACUGAUAAUACUAAUUAUCAUAGUUUCGUUCUUAGUCUUGUAUCUAGAACCACAUACUACCGACCACAAAAUUAAUGAUCUGGAACCUCAGGUACCACUGCAGUCAAGUAUGCCAGCUGGAUUGUAUAAUAAAGUCGGAAUCGUUUGCAACGGUGAGCCAUGCUCACAAAUCGGAGUGGAUGUUAUGUCAAGGGGAGGAAAUGCCGUAGAUGCCGCGAUAGCUACAAUGCUAUGUGACAGUGUUCUAUGUCCAGAAUACUUGGGAAUUGGUGGAGGUUUUUUAAUGAGCAUCUACCAUGCAACUACCAAAAAAGUAAUCACGAUCAAUGCACGAGAAACAGCUCCAGCCGCAGCAAGUACUUCGAUGUUUGUAAAAGACCCCAAAAAAUCAAUGCUUGGAGGAUUGGCAAUCGCGGUUCCAGGAGCGCUAAAAGGCUACUCGGCUAUAUAUAAAUUAUACGGUGGUGGUGUUCCCUGGGAUUUUGUAUUCGAGCCAGCUAUAAAAUUAUGCGAAGAUGGUAUAGAUAUCAGUGAACGUCUAGAGAAAAACAUGAAGAACAAUCAAGAUAUGAUUAAGAAUGAUCCAGCGCUAAGAGAAUCAUUUUACGAUGAAGAAUCUAAUAGAGUUAAAACUCUUGGACAAAUUUACAAGUUACCUAAAUUAGCAGAAACUCUGAAAACAAUAGCGAAAGAAGGWGUGGAUGCAUUUUAUAAUGGUUCAUUGACGUCUAAAGUGUUAGAAGAUUUAAAAAAAGUAGAAAGUAUAAUCACCAAAGAAGAUUUAGCAAAUUAUAAUGUUGAAAUAGAAGAAUCUUUUCCCGUUAAGUUGAAAAGUGGACAUACAAUACACACAGGACCACCACCUAGUUCUGGUAUAAUAUUAGCUUACAUACUCCGUCUGUUGGAUGGCAUUUUACCAGCGCCGAACGCAGGCUUGGACGCUCAUCGAUUGGUAGAAGCUUUCAAAUUUGGUUACGGUGAGAGAACCYAUUUAGGAGAUCAAACAUUUGUAGACGUGUCACAGAUUUAUGAUAAAGUCAAAUCGGAUCGUUACAUGGAUAGUGUACGUUGUAAAAUGUCUGACACUUUUACUUCAUCAGAUCCUAAAUAUUACGGCGCUGACUUUCAUAUGCCAGAGAAUAACGGGACUGCUAACAUAGUGGUAACGGAUUCAUCGGGAACUACUGUCGUGUGCACUAGUACACUAAACACAUUUUUCGGAUGUGGAUUCAUGUCUCCCAGCACUGGUAUCAUUUUUAAUAACCAAAUGAAUGAUUUUUCUUCUCCGGAAGUUGUAAACAACUAUGGAAUUCCGUCUUCACCAGCCAAUUUCAUAGCACCAGGCAAACGACCAAUGUCUUCAAUGUGCCCGACUAUAAUUACCGACAAAAAUGACAAUCUUGUUCUUGCUAUUGGAGGAUCGGGUGGAUCAAAAAUCACUAUUACGAUUGCCUAUGUUUUAGCCCUUAAAUUGUGGUACAAUAUGACAUUAAAAGAAGCGAUAGACAAGCCUAGAAUUUAUCACCAACUUGUUCCUAUGACAAUUCUAUAUGAAGACGGCACGACAAAGGACGUUGUUCAAAAACUUAAAGAUAUUGGUCAUCCUGUGAUAAGAUUAAAUAAUGUCGUUUCAGCAGCAACAGCUAUUGAAAAAUCAGCAGCAGGAAUGAUUGUAGCUAUGCCAGAUUUCCGUCGACCAGGAAAUUCAUGUGGAUAUUAAUGCGAUAAAUUCUGACUAAAUUAAUUGAUCUUAUUUUAAAAACAUUAUUGUAUAUUUUGUAAGCUAGUUUAACAAUUAUUUUUUUGAAGCUUUUUA
Molecule: messenger RNA, 2172 nt
Organism: Diuraphis noxia (Russian wheat aphid)
Lineage: Eukaryota; Metazoa; Arthropoda; Insecta; Hemiptera; Aphididae
Product: glutathione hydrolase 1 proenzyme-like
Biological process (GO): glutathione catabolic process
Cellular component (GO): plasma membrane
Molecular function (GO): glutathione gamma-glutamate hydrolase
Source: RefSeq, a predicted model, not a curated record